This is a messenger RNA of Fonsecaea multimorphosa CBS 102226, 693 nucleotides long. RefSeq lists its product as uncharacterized. The record is from RefSeq and is a predicted model, not a curated record. Gene Ontology annotation, biological process: DNA repair; regulation of DNA-templated transcription. Gene Ontology annotation, molecular function: zinc ion binding; DNA binding; methyltransferase activity. The transcript has a single exon. Bases 1 to 693 code for a protein of 230 amino acids. NCBI's taxonomy places the organism in Eukaryota, Fungi, Ascomycota, Eurotiomycetes, Chaetothyriales, Herpotrichiellaceae.
AUGUCAGGGCCAGCUUUCUCAAGUACCAAGGCUCGGUGGUCUGCGGUCGUUUCUCGCAACCCGGACGCGGUGGGAGAGUUUGUGUACGCUGUCAAAACAACGGGCAUUUACUGCCGACCCGAUUGCAAAGCUCGGUUGGCGCGUCGGGCGAACAUCAUCUUCUACGACAGCGGUCCCCUGGCGGAGGAGGCCGGAUACCGGGCGUGCAAGCGUUGCAAACCCAACUUGCUGGUGUCGCAAGAGGAGGACCCGCUGCUGGCUAAGAUCCGUCACGCUGUGGAUUUGGUCAAGACGACAGCCUCCCAAGGUCAAAAAAUAAGUCUACAGCAGCUGUCAUGCCAGGUCCGGCUCAGCAAGUGGCAUCUUCAACGAGUGUUCAAGAGACUGCAAGGAUUGUCACCGCACGAAAUGUCCAACGCGAUCAUCAACGCGAUAGAAGGUGGGACGGAAGAAAGCCCCCAGCCUGGCGAGUCUCGACCCGAAAGAUCCGUCCAGGGCGGCACCGAGCGUCAUCUACUGGAGAAUGACCCACGGAUUGAAUCAUCGCGAAGCGCUCAAGGCGACGCAGGAGUCACCCAACAAGAUCUGCCUCAAUAUGACAACAGGGAGGUGGACGACGUAUUGCGAGAUCUCUUUCCGGAGCUUUAUACAGAAGGAUCGGAGCAAGAAGCAGAGAGUUCGGGGCAAACAUAA